Molecule: messenger RNA, 612 nt
Organism: Phytophthora nicotianae INRA-310
Lineage: Eukaryota; Oomycota; Peronosporomycetes; Peronosporales; Peronosporaceae
Exons: 1
Coding region: 1-612 (203 amino acids)
Source: RefSeq, a predicted model, not a curated record
AUGACCAGUCAGCCUGACGUGAUAGGCAGGAAAUUACGUGAUCUUCGUGAGAGUAUCCAAGUCAUGCACAAAGCCGUGGCAGUAGAGCGAGACCGACAGACCCAGAGGAACAAGAAGGGACAACGCGGUGCAAAAAAGGUCAACUUCAGUGUAGGUGACUUCGUUUUGCGUUCUCGAGUAGACCAGAAGCACCAAGACAAGUUAUUGGUGACGUGGAUUGGUCCGUACCAGAUCGUGAAAGCGGAUGUGCACUCGUUUGUGGUCCGACACCUCGCCACGGGUGCAGAGUCGGACGUGCAUGCGUCUCGGCUAAAGUAUUACGCUGACAAGGACUUCGAAGUGACUGAGGAAGUUAUCGAGCAUGUUGCAUCUCAAGGAAUUGUGCUGGCGGUCGCUGAGCUCAAGGAGAACAGGUGGUGCGCAGUUAAGAGGGACUACGAGCUUCUUGUGUUGUGGAAAGGGUUAGAUCCCAUUGAAGAUUCAUGGGAACCGCUGCAAUCACUCUGGAAGGAGAUACCAGUGAUGAUCCGUGCGUACGCUGAGCGAACUAAGGGAGACAGUCUCUUAAAACACGUGACACGGUCUACCAGAUUUGCAACAGGUGCAAGUUGA